UGAGAGUUUGAAAUCACUAGUGGGCGAUUGUGAACAAGAUAAAGACAUGCGGGCCAUGGCAUACAAAGAACUGGAGCAGGCGUUGAAAGAAGAAGGAUAUGUGCAUAAUCUGCUGCUCAAGGCUUUACUGCCUAAGGAUGAUGCAGAUGAAAGGGACUGCAUUUUGGAAGUCAGAGCAGGAACUGGAGGGGAAGAGCCUUCUUUGUUUGCUAUGGACAUGUUCAAAAUGUUAUUUAUAGAUUAUUCAUCAGAUAUCAAAAUGUUUGCUUAAACUAAAAAGUAC
Messenger RNA from Lactuca sativa (garden lettuce), 283 nucleotides. The record is from RefSeq and is a predicted model, not a curated record. Lineage: Eukaryota; Viridiplantae; Streptophyta; Magnoliopsida; Asterales; Asteraceae.